Messenger RNA from Cercospora beticola, 1400 nucleotides. RefSeq names its product GPI anchored serine-threonine rich family protein. Gene Ontology annotation, cellular component: extracellular region. NCBI's taxonomy places the organism in Eukaryota, Fungi, Ascomycota, Dothideomycetes, Mycosphaerellales, Mycosphaerellaceae. Gene Ontology annotation, biological process: cell wall biogenesis; (1->6)-beta-D-glucan biosynthetic process; fungal-type cell wall organization. The record is from RefSeq and is a predicted model, not a curated record.
CAACUCCUCCUUCUGCUGUGCCAAACGACCUCACCACGGUAAUGUAGUCACGCAUUCGUUGUACACAGCAUAUUCUUGCCAUUCACUCGUUAUACCCACUCGCGCAUUGCUGCGCAAUCACGCUCCUUCUUUUGGUUUUCGGUACAACUGCUCUAUGGAUGCGACAGAUGCCUUCCGUACUGCAUUCUGAAUCACGGUCGUUCUCGCUGCUAUUGUUUUCGCUCUACGUUCUUUCUUUACUGGUGCAUGAUGCGCUUGCCGUGGGAGUCACAUUCACCACUCCGGCUGCUGGAGCGACUUGGCCCGCAGGGCCAAUAACUGUGAGAUGGACCGACGCGGGUGGCUCGCCAGACAUGGCCGCCUUGGACACAUACGAACUACAACUAAUAGUAGGAGGCAACGACCCUCUGAACUCGAAACCCAUUGCGACGAUUGGAAGUCCUGGCGGAAAGGUCUCGACAGGCCGGAUCACAGGCACUAUUGACCCGGAAAUCGCGCAGUCCUUCGAGAAUGGGUUCUACUUCCGAAUGAUCAGCAAUACUACCGACGGGAAUACUGUCAUCAACUACUCGAACCGGUUCACAUUGAUCAACAUGAAAGGCACAACAGACAGUGCGUAUCUGGAUGGCGCGAAUGCUGCGCGGGGAAGCGGGAACGUCCCAGCUGCGCAGUACAACAUCGUUGCGCAGCCUACGAACACUGCGAUCGCCAGCUCAUCUGCGACUCCGACGACGACCGUUUUACCGACGGCGACCGCGACUGCGACAGAAACGAGCACACCAUCGGACGACGGUCCAGGACUGGGCAUGAUGAUCGGGAUCGGAGUGGGCUCAUUUUUGGCACUUGUUGGAGUUGUCAGCCUGUUUGUAUGGGCUUUCAUGCUAUACAGACACAAGAAGAAGCGGAAAGAACAGCAAAGGUUAAAGAACAACAGCAAUGAUCUCGACCGCCCACGCGGCGUUUCUCAAUUCGGCAAGGCGGAACUGCCUGCACGGAACUCUCUUGCGACGCCGCAAUCUGCGUAUCCGACCGAACUCAGUCCGAUUGGGGCCAAAUACGAGCUGGAAGGCGAUGGGAGAGCAGUAGAAGCAGCGCGAGCUUCAAUAUAUGAAUUGGAUAGUGGAUGGGAUGGCUGGGAAGCAAUGAGCGGGAGGAAAAGUAAGGCAUACGAUCCUACGAAUGUGGUGUGAUAAGACAUCACUGGGUAGGAUGAACAUAAUGAAUAAACGAAUUGCACACACCAGUCCCAAGCACGACUACCUCUGUGCGAUGGGAAGCUUCCGAGCCCGAGAAGAAGGCAUCGCGAUCCGUUUCUGUCCGGAGAUGAGGCGAUUUGGUGUCGCAGACUUGAGACUAACACCAAGCAGAUAGCUUCGUGGCGUCGAAUGACUGGCCCAUCU